AUGGAUGGCCGCGGCGGCCCCCGGGCGCAGUGGCCCGUGCAGCCGGACGCUGCGGCCAGAGCUGUCAGCGGCGUAUUGCCGACGCCGCGCGGCCACGCCGAGGAUGAGGCGCCCGGCGCCUCGCAGUUGCGGCUGCCGCUGGGCGCGCUGCGCGGCACCCGCGGGGCAGUGGUGCUCAAGAUGUACGAGGAGGACCUCGCGCUGGAGGGCUCCAUAGCCUCCCCGCCGAAGGCCCACUCGCACGGCUGCAUCUCGCCCGCCAACCUCGACCUGCACCGCCUGCAGCUCGACCGCCGCGUGGCCGCGGUGCAGGAGCGCGUGGCGCAGGAGGCGGAGGUGCCGCUGGCGCAGGGGAGGCUGGCGCUGCUGGGGCUGGCGCUGGUGGCCGCGGUGAGGGCGCUGUCGUGGUGGGAGGGCACGCAGCCUGGGUACUCCUCACGAUGCCUUCGGCAAUAA
Prorocentrum cordatum is the source of this 456-nucleotide messenger RNA. Lineage: Eukaryota; Dinophyceae; Prorocentrales; Prorocentraceae. The record is from the annotation of a GenBank genome assembly.